AUGACAGACCUCCUCCAAAUCCUACCCUCCUUCCCCCUUCGCCCUUUUGCCGCUCUGAUACCAACAAUUGAGCAACAGGCUCUCACAACAACAGAUCUUCUCACCCUUCAUCCCGCAGACAUAGCAAAGCAGACACGCCUCCCUAUCCUCGAUCUCAAGCGUCUUAUAGCUGCUAUACAAGCGUCUCUCUCUGACGAUCUCAGUCCACAGCAGCCUCUACUUCAACCGGCUGAAGACCCCACCGUCAUCAGUACUCUUGACGAGGGUCUGGAUGCUGCAUUAGGAGGGGGCGUGCCUGUUGGUGUGAUAACGGAAAUCACUGGUGAGAGCGGUGCUGGAAAGACACAAGCUCUUCUAUCAUUAUGUCUUGCUGUCCAACUUCCUCCGCCUCAUGGCCUGGGCCGUGAGGCUCUCUACAUCUCAACUGAGGCAGCUCUCGCCACAAGCCGUCUUGCCCAGAUGCUCAACUCAAACCCCAUUCUACAACAAUACGAUGAUCCUGAAACCCGCCCUUCACUUGAUGCUAUUCGCAGCGCAGUCACACCUGAUCUAGAGACACAAGAUCACAUCCUCGACUUUCAAGUCCCCGUACUUCUGUCGCGUCACAACAUAGGCCUCAUCAUUCUCGACUCAGUGGCCGCCAACUAUCGUGCUGAAUUCGAACGUCAGGGCUCUCACGGCUCUAAUAUGGCCGCUCGAAGUGCUGAACUCGUUCGUCUCGGUGCCCUUCUUCGCGAUCUAGCUCGACGGCAUAAUCUCGCUGUUGUUGUAGCCAACCAGGUCGCUGAUCGAUUCGCAUCCAGCUCUACACCACGACAUGCACCUCCUAGAAGCAGUGGCGUCGCUUAUGAGAGUCCCCUCGCUUCAAGGAGUAUGCCUCCCCCUUCAUCUACAAACCUUCCUGGCACUCCCUCGUCAUCAUUACCCUUUGCCUUACAAGAUCCCGAUGGUCCUCCGCCUCCACCCGCCCUAAUGCUUGAUCAUCAACAACGUUGGUUCACAGGCUGGGGCGAUGAUCCCCACGCUUCUUAUUCACUCAAGACCCCAAGCUUGGGCCUCGUGUGGUCAACGCAGAUUGCUUGUCGUAUUGCACUCUUCAAGCGGCCUGUCUAUGGCCGUAUAAGACAAGCUGCGCCAGUUACAGCAGAGGACGACUCUGACUUGGCAGCACCUACACUCAGAGGAUGGCGAAGGUGGAUGAAAGUUGUAUUUGCGCCCCACGCGCCUCCAACGGGCCAAGGCUUAGACGGGGCGGUCGAGUUCGAAGUUACUAUGGGAGGAUUAAGAUCAGUCAAGAUUCAAAAUGCCAAGAAGCAAUAA
This is a messenger RNA of Fusarium musae, 1320 nucleotides long. RefSeq lists its product as uncharacterized. The transcript has a single exon. Lineage: Eukaryota; Fungi; Ascomycota; Sordariomycetes; Hypocreales; Nectriaceae. Gene Ontology annotation, molecular function: ATP-dependent DNA damage sensor activity; four-way junction DNA binding; ATP binding. Gene Ontology annotation, biological process: telomere maintenance via recombination; double-strand break repair via synthesis-dependent strand annealing; t-circle formation. Gene Ontology annotation, cellular component: Rad51C-XRCC3 complex; replication fork. Bases 1 to 1320 code for a protein of 439 amino acids. The record is from RefSeq and is a predicted model, not a curated record.